Nicotiana tabacum (common tobacco) is the source of this 4030-nucleotide messenger RNA. Its product is annotated as receptor-like protein Cf-9. Lineage: Eukaryota; Viridiplantae; Streptophyta; Magnoliopsida; Solanales; Solanaceae. The record is from RefSeq and is a predicted model, not a curated record. Gene Ontology annotation, molecular function: protein binding.
AAAAGAACCACAUUUUGGUUCCGAACUCCAUUAAUAUCCAUGUCUUCGUAGGACUAGAAGGAUAAGAAAGUAAAGGUGUUUUGUCAACUUUUACAACUGCAAUCAUUAAUUCCAUUAUUAUCUUGCUGGCAUAAAAUCUUGCUCUUGUCCCCGUUUGAAUUAUUCAUACAUUCUCCCACUUGCAGAUGCUGAUGCAAUAUACUCUAUAAAGAGGUAAUAUUGAAUCUUAUUGCAUUAUUUGUUGAAUCCGAAGACUGAAGAUGAUUCAAUUUUUGCAGAUGGGAUGCUUAUUUCUUGUUCUUGUUUCUGUGUUACAUUAUCCAUUUGUUUUUUCGUCUAACAUUCCUUUUUCAAAUCAUUUAUGCCGCCAAGACCAGAGCUUGGCUUUGCAACAAUUGAAGUUUAAAUUGGCCAUAGAUGACUCUGCUUCUGCUGAUUGUGAUUCAAAUGGUCACAUUGCCUACCCAAAGACAUUUUCUUGGAAUAGCAGCACUGAUUGUUGUACCUGGGAUGGAGUAACAUGUGAUAGAAUUACAGGUCAAAUAACCGGUCUUGAUCUUAGUUGCAGCCAACUUCAUGGAACAAUUGAUUCCAACAGCACCCUCUUCCAGCUUUCUAAUCUGCAAAAGCUUAAUUUAGCAUACAAUGAUUUCUCCCCUUCCCAAAUUUCAAGCAAAUUUGGCUGGUUUCCAAGUUUGGCACAUCUUAAUCUCUCGAAUUCUGGUUUUUCAGGCAGAGUACCUUCAAAAGUAUCAUAUCUAUCUAACUUGAUUUCACUUGAUCUUUCCGAAAAUCUUGAGGAGUUGAGAUUUGGACCUCACACUUUCAAAUUGAUCCUUCAAAACUUAACUCAACUAAGGGAGCUUUACCUCACCUUUACAUACAUCUCUUCAGCACUCCCAUCAAACUUUUCCUCUUCCUUGGCUGUUCUGAAUCUUCCCAGCACAGAAUUGUCUGGGAAAAUCCCUGAUGAAAAUUUUCAUUUGCCAAAACUACAAAAGCUUAACUUAGGAAGCAACUCGGAUCUCACGGGACAUUUGCCAAAGAUUAAGUGGAACAGUAGCAGCUCUUUAACGGAGUUAGAUCUUUCUUCAUCAGGCUUUUCCGGGAAUGUACCAGAUGCUAUUGGUCAUCUCAGCUCUUUAAGUUUCCUAGAUUUCUCAAGUUGCUACUUCUCUGGAACCAUUCCUCAAUCUAUAGGGAAUCUAACAAAGCUCAAUAAUUUGCGCCUCUUCUCGAACAACUUCAAUGGUUCACUGCCAUCAACAAUCUCAAAUCUGGUGCAACUAGUUGAAUUUGAUAUUUCAUCUAACAACUUUAGUGGUGAUAUUCCAAAUAUUUUCAGUAACUUCACCAAGCUCAAAUCUUUAUCCCUUGCAGAUAACUUGUUCACAGGGUUGUUUCCAUCCUCAGUUACAAACCUAACAAAGCUGGAGAGUUUAAUACUCUCUAAUUGUUCAAUUGCUGGUCCUAUUCCUUCUAUCGCCACUGGAUUCCCAAACCUCAUUUUGCUCUUCCUAUCAGAUAACUUGCUUACUGGGGAAAUACCAUCUUGGAUAUUUGAUCUUCCUUCCUUAAAAUUCUUACAGAUGAGAGCCAAUCAUCUUACUGGUCAACUUAAGGAAUUUGGAUACAACUUGCUAGAAGUUCUUGAUGUUGGUGGCAAUAAGCUGCAUGGACCUAUCCCAAGAUCAUUCUCCAAACUUGUGAACUUGACAACACUAGAUCUUUCUACGAACAACUUUUCUGGUGGUCUAGACAUUGGUAUGUUUUCAAACUGCAAACAACUUAGACGUCUUGGUCUUUCUUUUAACAAUCUGUCGGUGUUUUCCAGCCACAAACAUAUGGCCUUGCCGAGUUCUAUUGGAAGAUUGUAUGCAUCUUCCUGCAAUAUAAGGGAAUUAAAUUUCUUACAAGCUGCAACGAGAAUUGGUCAAUUAGAUCUUUCCAACAACAAGAUCUAUGGCAAAAUUCCUGAUUGGGCGUGGUCUGAUUGGCAAAGCUCAUUGUUUUAUCUGAAUCUUUCAAGCAAUUUUCUAACUGCUAUUAACCCACUUCAUGACUUUGAAAAUCUUGUUUAUCUUGAUCUUGGAUCGAACUUGAUUCAAAGAGAACUACCCGCUCCACCUCCCUGCAUGUUCCUCUUCAUAGUCUCAAAAAAUAACUUCACCGGGAAGUUACCUUCACCGUUAUGCAGGAUGAGUACCCUUGUGAUUCUUGAUUUGUCCAGUAACAGCUUGAGUGGAGUAAUUCCAAAAUGUUUGGUAAACAUGAGCAGGAGUCUCUCAGUGUUGGACCUGCACGAUAAUCAAUUUCAUGGGACAGUUCCAACAAAGUUUGGCAGGGAAAGUACUUUGAGAAGUCUCAAUUUGCGGAAUAAUAAACUAGAAGGAACAUUGCCACAAACCCUGGCCAAUUGCAGAGCGCUGGAGGUACUUGAUCUUGGAGAAAACUUGUUGAAUGAUACAUUUCCAAAAUGGUUGGGAACACUUCCUAGGCUACAUGUUCUCAGUUUGAGAUCCAAUAGGUUACACGGCCCGAUUACCACUUCAAGAAAGCAAGUCUUAUUCUCUAAGUUGAAAAUCCUUGAUCUCUCUUAUAAUGACUUCACUGGGAAUUUUCCAGAAAGGUAUUUCAGAAACCUGAAAGCCAUGAUGAUAUCAGAUCGAACGGGAACUCCUACAUUGUAUAUUGGAGAAGAUCUAUACCAUGAUUCCGUGACAGUGUCUAUAAAAGGGCAGCAGAUUGAAAUUGUGAGGAUUCUUUCUAUCUUUGCAACCAUUGAUUUCUCAAGUAACAAAUUUGAAGGUGAUAUACCAAAAUACAUUGGCAAUCUUAGGUCACUUCGAGCUUUGAAUUUGUCACAUAACAGACUUAUUGGUCCAAUACCUCAGUCCUUUGGAAAUUUAUCAGUUCUUGAAUCGUUAGACCUGUCGUCAAACCAACUCUCAGGGAAGAUUCCACAACAACUUGCAACUAUGAACUUUCUUGCUGUCAUGAAUCUCUCACAGAACCAUCUGAUCGGACGCAUACCUAGAGGUCCACAGCUUGAUACAUUUGAAAAUGACUCGUAUUCAGGAAAUGCUGGAUUAUGUGGAUUUCCUUUGUCAAGAAAUUGUGGAGAUAAUGAGAUGCCGCAACAACCUCCUUCAUUUGAGGCCGAUGAAGAAGAAGAUGAUCCAGGGUUUAUGGAUUGGAGAGCAGUGGUAAUAGGAUAUGGUUGUGGAAUGGUGUUUGGAUUGUUUAUGGGAUAUGUCGUUUUCUUAACAGGGAGACCAAAAUGGUUUGUGAGAAUUGUCAACGAAGAAGGAUACAGGAUGGUUAAGAAAAUUGAGGCCAAGAGAAGACGUCGGAAAAGAAGAGGAUGAAGUAAUAACAAGUGGCUUCUAGUAUUUGUAAAUUUCAUGCAUUGCUGCAUUGACAAUUUUUGCUAAUGCUUCUGUUGUUCUUAGGUGUGUUAUAUUUACUGGGGUUAUAAAUUGGGGUUCUUUGCAUUGUAAGCUAAUAAUGAAAAGAGAGGAAAAGAAAGAACAAAAGGAAUAUUCUAGGAGUAUGUUCUCUUUUGGACAAUGCUGCAGAAAUUGGCAACUUUUUGUAUUCCUUCUCACAUUCCAUCUCUAAAUUAUGUGUCAAACCUAAACUGCAUCCCAAAAUUAACAGGUUACGUCCUCCCGUUGGUUUCUGUCAAAACAUAACUUCUCAUUCAGGCAUUUUACCAAACAGGUGGUGUUCCAGCAAUAUGAUUUGUUUGAAAAGGAGGACAUUACGACAAUUGAAGCAAAAUCUCAUUCAAGGUGUGAAUGAAGAAAAUCAGAAAAUGGAAAGAACGAAAAAUGGAGGCAGGUGGUGAACAGAUGGAAAGAACGAAAAAUGGAGGCAGGUGGUGAACAGAUGAGCUCUUCUUUUAUGAAAUUGGUAAAAUGUAUCUUGAAAUCUUCUUUUUGUCUAUGUAGAGUGAAACUCUACUAACCACUAACCAGACUCAGGAACCAAAGACGCUAAGACUAACCCUUUAGUAAGCCUACCCCUU